Messenger RNA from Lytechinus variegatus (green sea urchin), 3791 nucleotides. Its product is annotated as neuralized-like protein 2. The record is from RefSeq and is a predicted model, not a curated record. Gene Ontology annotation, biological process: intracellular signal transduction. Gene Ontology annotation, molecular function: ubiquitin protein ligase activity. NCBI's taxonomy places the organism in Eukaryota, Metazoa, Echinodermata, Echinoidea, Temnopleuroida, Toxopneustidae. The coding region runs from base 509 to 1378 and encodes 289 amino acids. The transcript has 3 exons.
ACUCUCUCAUGACCGGUAUACGUAGCUGAGCACCACCGCAUAUGGCACGCGAUCGUCUCACGGGCAAACCCCCCUGAAGUGCCCCGACCGACCGUACCGGUACCCGGUGCGGAUCCACAGAUAUGUAGAUUGAGCCUACGUACAGUGCAAGCGAUGCGUGAAAACAAGUGCUGCCGGGCUGGAAUUGUUUACUGCAAGAUUUUAAGUUAAUUUCUCAUAUGUCUGGAUAGGUCGUUGGCCUGUGGGUUAGAUUUGAAUUGUGUUCACUGGACUGCCAAAACAGCACUCAGCAGUUCAAACUUUGUUCAAGUUAAAAAUCAGUCUCAGAGUUUCACAGCUGUGAGUGAACAACUCACAACACAACUUAUGCAGGCAGUGUCAGUGUGAUCUCGACUCAGAAUAGUGCCCAGAGAAAUCAUCUGCAUCUGCUAACCUGUUUAGCUGUAUUUUUAUCCUGGGCUUUGAUGUGUGGUGAGCUGCUGAUCAUUGUUGGAAGUCAACAGAUGCAAUGCCACUUUACAGAUUUCAUGAAAACCAUGGGGUCAAUGUGCGGCGCAGCGAGGAUGGUGAGGUCGCCAAGCGUACCUCCAGCUUUGCUAAUGCAAUCACUUUCAGUGAGAACUCCAUCCAACCUGGAGAGAUAUUCAUGGUAGAGGUUGAUGAACAAGAAUCUGGAUGGAGUGGACAUCUCAGGUGUGGACUGACACAGCAUUGCCCUUCCAGAAUGGCAGCACUCGCUCCUGGUGAUGCCAUUGGGCCGGCUGAAGCGAUAGGAGAUGUCAUUCGUAUUCCUCAGUACUCCAUGCCAGAUCUGACUAGCAUGGGCAAAUCAUGGAUCUUUGCAAUCACGAAGCAUCACAAUAAAGUGCCGCGCACAAUACAGGAUGAUGACGAAGAGCAGAUGGAAGCGAGCUCUUUCAUCCAGAACUUCGGGAAUGCCCUUCAAGUCGGUAACAAGAUCCUGCCCCAAUCUCUCCUGGUCAAAGACUUCUGUCACAUAGACCUGGAAACCCCUGGUCAUUCUCUGUACAAGAAUGGCAAGCAGUUCUUGGCUACAUCGAUAGGUAGUAGAAUCGGCAUUACGUAUGAGAUACAGACAAUUUCACCCAAUGAACAAAGGGCAAACAUGCAUCUUAUCAUUAAUGGGGAAGAUCAGGGCUCAUCUCCAAUGGACAAUGCAGACUUGGAAAGCCCAUUUUAUGCCAUAGUGGAUGUCUAUGGAACUACUAAACAAGUCAGAAUAGUUCAGCUAAAUUAUGUUCCCACUCUUCAGGAGUGCUGUCGGAUGAGAAUACGAACGUGCAUCAAGGAGAACCAGGUGGCUAGACUACCCCUUCCUGCAAAGCUCAAACGCUUCCUAAGAUUUGAACCAAUGUAAUGUGAACUCAAAGGUCAAACACACUUCAGGCUUGGGUAGGAUAGACUUGCUUGCUUCAGGACCCUGUUACUGUACACAAGUUUUACCAUAAAUUGUAUCUUCAGUAUGCUAUGACUUUCUUGGUUUAUUAAUAAUACUCAAUAGCCAAUCAAAAUCAUCAUUAUUUCCAUGCAAAUAACUGUACAUGUAGAUGGCUAUAAGCGAUGUUUGUAAGUAUAUUGCAACAUGUGCUCAUCCCCAAAGAUAUAUAUGUUUUUAGGCAUUUGGUUAGUUGUAGGUCCAUGGUUAUGACAUGGCAUAGAAAUAUAUUUUAUUUUCCCAAUGUAUGGGGGUGAUUUUGAAACAUUGUGCAAUCAACUGGUUACUAAGCAGUAUGGAAAACAUACAUUUACACUGUCUCGCCUGUCUGGCUACAUGUAAUAUUUGAAAAUAGUUUACACUUGAGUUUACUUUCGGAGCCAGAACAAUAGAGUGACCAAACCAAAACAAUGACCAUGGGUUCACUUGACCUUUUCUUAUGUUCUAGCUGUAAAGUUUCAUGUGUCAACUAUUUUCAAAAGAUGUUGACUUGGUCAGUAGCCCUCUUAUGUGACACUGAGUGAGGGUCCUGUACGUUGUUUAACUCUAAAAAUGUAUGGGAUGCUAAAACUAUGUUCGUUAUCAUAGUAACUGUAGUCAUGUUUCCCAAGCAAUAACCCCAAAAUAUGGUAAGUUUUAAGCCUUCUUUUGGCACUUCUGUGAUGGCCUAGUUUCAGUCGUGGUUGAUCCUUGCCAUUUGAGGUGACUUUGUUGCACAAUGUAAUAGCAAUUUUGCACGCUAGGUACAGUAUGUUGCAUUUUUUGUAAACUCAACUGUCAAAUCGAUUGCAGUGCUCAUGGCUUGGUAACCACAUUCAGUUUUUGUUAUAUUUUCAUCUUACUUUAUGAUUUAAUCUUUCAUUCUAUCAUGACCUCAGGGGUGUUUCACAGAGAUUUAAAAGUGACUUUAGAGUUGUGCUUAACCUCUUAUUUGCAUGCGGUUUAAAAGGCAUCAUCGCAUUGGUCAAAUUAUGCUAAGACGUGCUGCUGUGUAUUAUUAAGAUAUUACGGUGUUACACAACAUGUGGGCAUCUGCACUAAGCUUGACUUUCUGUCACUUUAAAUCUUUUUGAACCCCCUCCCCCCGGUCAAACAUUUGUAAAGCUGCAUUAUUUUGAUAGAAUCAGUCGAAAUGAUAGUGUUUUUGGUUUAGAAUUCUAUUUUUUGACCAUAGAUGUAGGCCUACUUGAUACUAAUUACUAAAUAAUUUUUUUAAAAAUCAAUUGUUUUGUACCUGCUUUUAAUAUAAAAUUCCUUACAUUUCCAUAUAAUGUGCAGGGAAUCUUUUCCCUGGCCUGAGAUGUGUUUUCCUUCCUUUUGAUAGAGAAAGGAUGAUUAUUUGAGGAAGCUCAUAGUUUUGAAGCUGCUUAUAUUGUGAUCUAUUUAUUUGCCAGAAAAGAUAUAUUUUUAUCUUCCCGAAGAGAAACAAUUUAUGUACAUGUAAAUAGACAUGUGUGAUAAUGAAAUCAUUAGCAAUGUAUACUGUAAUGGAAUGCUGUCAUUAUCAAGCAUCACAGAUGGUUGUUGACCUGUGGUGUGCAGUGAUUACUUGUUCAGCCAGGCAUAAUUUUAUGCUGUUUAAGAAGCUAAUUUAGACUCGGAGUCUAUUCAAUAUUCAUCAUCUUCUUUUAAAGUAGAUCUUGUGCUUAAUAAAUCAAGAUCACCAACUCAGUGUUUAAUACAAUGUAAUUUCUUUUUUUAAGCUUGGUUAUUGCAAUCAGUAAGAUGCAUGAUGCUCAAAUGCAUUCAUAUUUUGCUCGUAAUUGUUGUUACCAUAACUUAGUCUUAGAUUUAAUCUUUGUGUCCAAACGGGAGUAAGGGGUCCCCUGACUUUUUUUUAAGGAAUCGUUAGUAUGGUGAAUAAUAACCACAGAGGAUUUAAUCCAUUUCUUGAUUCAAAUACAGGAUAAGAUUGUUUAGUUUGAUACAGAGUUGUUGUAAAGCACUAUCUCCAUUGGGCUUUUCAUUUGCAAGGGCGCAAAUGUAAAAAAAUGGCAAAAUCCUGUAGUACAUUCAUAUUUUAUGCCACAAAAGUGUGCAAAAUGUGCGCUCAAAUGUCCAAAAGUUUUUUUGAUUGUUCGCGGUGGUAACUUGAUGGCGCUUUUCAUUCAGGAGUAAUCUCAACUUCUUUAAAAAUAUCUUCUGAAUUAAAAGUGAAUUGUUGACACUUCCGAAGAUUCAAGCACACAUUUUGGGCUCUUUGUUGCAUUAAUAACAUUUACAAAUGUUAAACCUUUCAUAAACUCACUUAUGCGGAUAAUAUCCUCGUAAUUUGGGCGUAAGAUCGGAGCGGGACCAGAGUUAUCCGCAUUAUUUCGAUGCUGCAAUUAUCCAC